This is a messenger RNA of Plodia interpunctella (Indianmeal moth), 2724 nucleotides long. RefSeq lists its product as uncharacterized. The coding region runs from base 665 to 2575 and encodes 636 amino acids. The transcript is spliced from 2 exons. NCBI's taxonomy places the organism in Eukaryota, Metazoa, Arthropoda, Insecta, Lepidoptera, Pyralidae. The record is from RefSeq and is a predicted model, not a curated record.
CCUUUUCGAAAUAUUUAUUGAAGUUAUGGUACAAUGUUAUUUUUUUUUGUAAACAUUUUAUUAAUUUUAGGCAGUGUCCCACUGCUGGUAAAUAUAAGAUUGGUAAGGUACUAAACCAAAUUGUCUCCCCCUUAAAAUUAAUAUUUGGUUUCCAUUUUACAAGGUUGAAAACAUUGUUAAUAUAAAAAAUACAAGCAAUUCUAAGGCAUAAUAAAUAGACAUAUGUACAACUAAGAACCCACAUUAGCUAAAUGUGUACAAGAAGUAGUUUAAAUAAGGUAUAAGUAAAUGUACCUCUAACAACAAUGUACCAAAAGUAAAACAAAUUCCUUUGUAAUGGUAAUUCAAAUUCACACUAAAUAUUUGUUAAAUGCGAAAAAAUCUUAUUAUCAUAAGUUAUACAUUUGGUCAACAACAUAUCUACGUUUGUUUGGAUGCGAGGCCUCGAAAUAGGACAUUUACAAGUAGAAUAGUCGUGUGUUUCACACAUGUUUUAAGACAUAACGCGAAAUUAAAGCAAAUAAAAAUUAAAAUCUAAUCUUGAAAAAUGAUAAUGAUUCAUAAUGGUUGUUGUUGUGAUCACUGUUAAAAAAUAUAAUGAAAUUGUUAAUAAGAGCGGAGUCUAAGCAUAUAUUAGUAUAAAGUCACAUUAUAAAAAGAAAUCAUGACAAGAAAACUCUUUACCGGUAACUCAUAUCUUUUCUUAUUUUGUAUGCUAUGUGGGGGCAGCUUCCUAUUUUGGCCAAUUUACGACAUCAAAGAAAAUACUACAAAGUCAGAAAUAAUCCUGGACUACCAGCUAUUAGAGUCUGCAGAUUUUAAACAACAAUUUACAAUUACAACGCCUGGCUGUGAAAUUCCGUCGAUGAAACCUUUGGAUUCCAGUAUAAAAAAGUUUGUUAUUUCUCCAAAUCCUGAACAGUGUGACGAAUCCUCAGCUAAUUUGCUUGACCACAACGAGACACAUAUAUGGACAAGAAAGGAAAUAUCUCAAGAAUAUGAUGUUCUAAAAUGUUGCUACAGAGCUUUUAACCGAACACAAUUAGUACGCCUCGGAUCCGAUACAGUCGACGAAAGAGUAUUUUAUCAAAGUUGCAGAAAUUUCUCUAAUCAUAUCACCGCCAAUGACGAAUUUGUGCGGGUUACGUGUUACAACUCAAGUAUAGAAAUUCAUGACCAGUUCUUUUUGUAUGCUCCCAAGAAAGUGUUUAUGAAACACAACGGCAUACAGGAAUCAAGUGCAGAAUUAGGGUACAAUGUCUUAGUAAUGGGAAUCGAUGCAGUUUCGCGAUUAAAUCUUUAUAGGACUAUGCCGAAAACAAUGAGAUACUUGAAAAAUAACAGCGCAGUCGAAUUGAUAGGAUACAACAAAGUUGGCGAUAAUACUUUCCCAAACUUAAUACCGAUGUUACUGGGUAUUUCUGUUCAAGAGUUGCCUCGAACCUGUAUGCCGCAUAAGGGAUCGACAUUCGAUAAUUGUCCUUUUGUAUGGGAGUGGUUUAAACAGGCUGGGUACUACACUGCACUCGGUGAGGACAGUUCGUGGCUGGGAACAUUCAAUUACCUGAGGGGCGGAUUUCUCAACACCCCAACCGAUUACUAUAUCCAUACAUUUAUUAGUGAAGUGGAAAAACUGAUGAAGAAACGCAAAAAAACUUUAUGUUCAAACGAUAAAUAUUUAUUUCAAAUGCUACUGGAUUACGCCCAAGAUUUGACAACGACGUUGAAAGCUAACAAACUAUUUGGUUUCUUUUGGGAGAUCACCAUGAGUCACGACUAUUUGAACAACGCCGCAGUGAUGGAUGAAAGUUAUUUAAAAUUUUUGAACACAUUAGAAGCUAAUGAAUAUUUGGAAAAAACCGUUUUAAUUUUAGUGAGUGACCAUGGUAUGCGAUGGGGGCAGAUCAGAUCCACCAAACAAGGUCGUCUCGAGGAACGCUUGCCUUUUGUUUUCAUAUUAGCACCGCCUUCCUUUCGAGAAAACUAUGCUGAAGCUUACAAUAACCUUCAAAUAAAUAGUAAACGUUUGACGACUCCAUUCAAUUUAAACGCUAUGUUAAACGAUUUGGUAAACCUAGAUAAUAUAAAUAAUGAGAAGAUAUUAGCUAAAAGUAAAGAGAACUAUUGGCGUAAUAGAAACAUUAGUUUAUUUUUACCUAUACCUAUGAAUAGGACGUGUCAACUAGCAGGCAUAAGUGAUCACUGGUGCACUUGUCACAAAGACAUACCAAUCUCUAAGGAAAAUGUAUUUGUGAAGAAAGGAUCAGAGUAUAUGAUUACAUAUAUCAAUAAUAUGUUAAACACAUAUCGGCAGUGUGCGCAAUUGACUAUAGCGGAAUUGUUGGAAGCAAGGGAAAUGAUUGCAGGAGAAGCUGAAAAGGAUGAAGUGGGAUGGAGGGAGUUUCUUAUAGUAGCGCGUACUAAACCAGGAGACGCAGAAUUCGAGGCUACUUUGCGACGCCAUGAUGACGGCCAGUGGGCGCUGGCGGGGCAAGUUAGUCGGCUCAACCUGUACGGAAACCAAAGCUAUUGCGUUGAUGAUAAUCUGCUCAAAUUAUAUUGUUACUGUGUGUAAGAAACUUUCUGCUCAAGAUAUGAGAACUUCCGUGUGGAAUAUUACGCGCACUGCUAUGGCCAUCUCCGACAACAGGAGGACUGAUGUAAUAGCUUAAACAAUCCACAGGACAAGUUCCUAAAUAUUAAACAAAUAAACACUAAAUAACA